GCCCCGCCCGCCCGGAGCCGCCGCCGCCACCGCCGACCGAUCCCGGAGCCGCGCGCGGCCCCCCCGGUGAGCUGUGGUGUGCCAGGCCUCGAGUUUUAAUGGUUUUUAUGUAGGUUUUUUUUUUUUAAAAAACAAGACAAAUGGAUGAAUGAAGAAGGAUUUUUUUGAAAGAAGAGGAGGAAAAAAUGGAGAGGUUUGGAACAAACUGAGACCUUCCCUCUGCACUGUCUGGGCCAUGGGUGAGACAGACCUGCCCAGCACCACUGCCACCCUUGGGUGUCUGCUGGGGUUGUAAAGGCACUCCCUGAAUGCCCCCUUCCAGGUCCCCCCCGUUCACCUGCUGGGAAAUGGUUGCUGUUGAGAGGAUUUAAUGCAAUUCCUGUCGAUUCGCAACUGCCAAGUGGAUACAGAGCCUGUGGAAAGGCCUGAGGGGUCAGGAGAAAGGAGCAAGUAGGAAAACCCACAGUCUGCCAGACCUUCCCCUCCACCCCCCUGGAAAGAAAGGAUUUACAGCUCAACCUUGCACCAGCUGUUCCUCGGCUUUAACGGACAAGAGAGAAAUAAAUAAAAUUAAACGGCCACCACCAACCAGCCCCGCAUCCCGGUGAAAUCAGGGAGAGUGUUCCCGUGACCCCUCCAGCGAGGGGAGGACGGGGAGGAGGAGGAGGCACCGUGAGGAAGCCGAGCAGAUUGCUUGGAGACCACCCCCUGCUCCUGUACAGCACCGGGGGCUGCGGCACUGCCGAGGUGGAUUAAAAAGGAGAAGUGGCUUCCCCGAGACUCCCAGAGUGGCUUUUUUGCAAGGAGUUUGCUGAUCCUGUGCUCUUCCCAGGGUGCUGGCCGGGUGGGAAGCGCCGGGCAAGCCUGGGGAAUUCCCUCCCCUGGGAACCUGGCUGCCUGUUUCCUGACGGAGCGAGGCUCGCGAGGACUCCCAGUGUUCCCGCUUCAACGGCUGUUUUAAACCCAAAUCCCCUGCUCUGCUCUGGAUUUUUGAUGGUUUUCAGCCUCCUCUCCUGCACCCACGAGCUCUUGCAGGGCAGGGCGUAGGGUGUGCUCCUCUCCUGGGCCACCAGCUCCAGAGACUUGUCUGGAUUAUCUGUCCAGGUGGGAGCUUGGCCUGGGAGCGGGCACAGAGGCCGGGAAGGGGUCGGCCCUUGUCCCCCUCCCCUUCUCAUCCUGCUCUGACUCCCGUGGGGCCUGGGCUAUGCUGCGGGGCGGACCCCCCACCACAGCUCCAACAUGCCAGCAGCCUCUGGAAAGAGAUUCAAACCCAGCAAGUACGUCCCGGUCUCUGCUGCUGCCAUCUUCCUAGUGGGAGCCACCACCCUCUUCUUCGCCUUCACGUGCCCGGGGCUCAGUCUCUAUGUUUCUCCUGUCAUCCCCGCCUACAAUGCUGUCGUCUUCCUCUUCGUGCUGGCCAACUUCAGCAUGGCCACCUUCAUGGACCCGGGCAUAUUCCCACGAGCUGAGGAGGACGAGGACAAGGAGGACGAUUUCCGGGCCCCGCUCUACAAGACGGUGGAGAUCAAGGGCAUCCAAGUGCGCAUGAAGUGGUGCGCGACCUGCCGCUUCUACCGCCCGCCACGCUGCUCCCACUGCAGCGUCUGCGACAACUGCGUGGAGGAGUUCGACCACCACUGCCCCUGGGUGAACAACUGCAUCGGGCGGCGCAACUACCGCUACUUCUUUCUCUUCCUGCUGUCGCUCACCACGCACAUCAUGGGGGUCUUUGGCUUCGGGCUGCUCUACGUGCUGUACCAGGUGGAGGAGCUCUCUGGUGUACGCAUGGCCGUCACGAUGGUGGUGAUGUGCGUGGCCGGGCUGUUCUUCAUUCCCGUCGCUGGCCUGACAGGCUUCCACGUGGUGCUCGUGGCCAGGGGCCGCACUACCAACGAACAGGUAACGGGCAAGUUCCGUGGGGGUGUCAACCCUUUCACCAACGGUUGCUGUAAGAACGUCAGUCGGGUGCUCUGCAGCUCCCCAGCCCCCAGGUACCUCGGGCGCCCGAAGGCCGAACAGACGGUGCUGGUGAGACCCCCCUUCCUGCGGCCCGAGGUGUCGGAUGGUCAGAUCACCGUCAAGAUCAUGGACAACGGUAUCCAGACAGAGCUGAAGAGGACGAAGUCCAAGGGGAGCCUGGAAGUGACGGAGAGCCAGUCUGCUGACGCCGAGCCGCCACCCCCACCUAAGCCCGACCUCAGCCGCUACACGGGCCUGAGGACACACUUAACCCUGGCCACCACCGAGGACAGCAGCCUGCUAGGCAAGGACAGCCCCCCAACUCCCACCAUGUACAAGUACCGGCCUGGCUACAGCAGCAGCAGCAGCUCGGCAGCCCUGCCCCACUCCACCAGCGCCAAGCUGAGCCGAGUGAACAGCCUGAAGGAGCCCAACUCCAUCUGUGAGAGCGGCCACAAGCCCAGCUACCGCUCGGAGCCAAGCCUGGAGCCCGAGAGCUUCCGCUCACCCACUUUUGGCAAGAGCUUCCACUUUGACCCCCUGUCCAGCGGCUCCCGCUCCUCCAGCCUCAAGUCGGCGCAGGGCACGGGCUUCGAGACGGGCCACCUGCAGUCCAUCCGCUCCGAGGGCACCACCUCCACCUCCUACAAGAGCCUGGUGAACCAGACGCGCAACGGCAGCCUCUCGUAUGACAGCCUGCUCACGCCCUCCGACAGCCCCGACUUCGAGUCGGUGCAGGCGGGCCCGGAGCCCGACCCGCCCAUGGGCUACACCUCGCCCUUCCUGUCAGCCCGCAUCGCCCAGCAGCGAGAGACCGACCUGCACGGCCGCUUCGCCAGCGCCGCCUCCCCCAAGCACGCGGCGCCCCGCGAGCCCUCGCCUGUGCGCUAUGACAAUCUCUCCCGUCACAUCGUGGCCUCCAUCCAGGAGCGGGAGAAGCUGCUGCAGCAGCCACCGACCCCGGGCCGGGAGGAGGAUGCAGGGCUGGUGGACUCGGGCAUCCAGUCAAUGCCAGGCUCCAGCAACGCCCCCCGCACCAGCUCCUCCUCGGACGAUUCGAAGCGCUCACCCCUGGGCAAGAACCCCCUCACCCGCCCGGCCCUGCCCCGCUUCGGGAAGCCUGAGCCCCCCCCGGCGCUGCGAGUGCGCUCACUGGGCUCUCCCGACCAGCCCGCCACCCCCCACCUGGGCAAAUCCGUGUCUUACAGCAGCCAAAAAUCAGCCUUGCAGGCUGGCGGCCCUGAGACGGAGGAGGUGGCCUUGCAGCCCUUACUGGCACCAAAGGACGAGGUGCAGAUGAGAACAGCCUACAGCAAGUCCAAUGGGCAGCCCAAGAGCCUGGGCUCAGCCCCACCGGGCCCGAUGCCCCUCAGCAGCCCCACCCGCGGCAGCGUCAAGAAGGUGUCGGGCGUGGGGGGCACCACCUACGAGAUCUCGGUAUGAGGGGCAGAGCCGCUCCCCCCUCCCCUCCUCCCCGGUGGCCCCCAGGGACGCGCUGCUGGACGCUUGUGGACUCCAGGGGAAGCCGGGCAGGGGCACAGCCCAGCGGCCGCCCUGCCCUUCCCCUUCUCCACCCCUUGGCCUGUGGGGGCUGGCACACACCCUCGGGGGGGCUCUGGGGGGAAGGGGGGGGCUGCAGCCCUGGCACUGCCUCGGCUGCACCAGCCACUUGUGGGCCUUGUGCAAUCACCCGCUCGCCUGGCGUGGUAGGAACGGAUUGUUUUUAAACCAGAAUACUUUUUUUUAUUAUUAUUGUUACGGAUUCUAUUUUUUUUCUCUUUCCGAGUUACCAGGUGUGUGUAUAUAUAAAUAUCUAUAUAUAUAAAUAUAAGUAUUAAAAAAAAAAAAAAAAAAAAAGAAGCAGAAAUUAUAUAUCUUACCCAGAGAGAAACUGCCCGCUCUCUGCCCGGGGGUCUCAGCCCCCCAACCUGGUCUCCAUCCCCAAAGGAGGGAUGUGGGGUUUCCAGUGCAGGUCCUGGGCAUCACUGUCCUACCCCCAGCAGGGUUACAGGGCUGUGGGGUGCCAGGUGCCCCUCUGGUGCCCUGUCCCAAGGUCUCAGAUGCUCUCCCCCCAGUCCGUCAUGUGUGCAGCCUCCAGCCCCCCAGGGGGCCCACAGACAAGGUAGGACGGGGGCAGCCCCCUCCCACACCCCCAGCCUCUCAUGGACUCCAGCUUCCCCCACCCACGGUUUUUGUUCUUUCUCCUUUUCCCUGAGGGCUGUGGUCGGGGGUGGGGAUGUUGUGAGUGUUGGUUUUGUUGCCUUUGUUUUUUGUUAAUGAUUCCAAUGGAGUUUCUCGCUGCCACAGGGGUGUUUUAAUUUCCAUUUGCUUGGGGAAGAGGCAGGUCCGUGGGGCACAUCCCCAGAAAGCAAUAUUUUCUCAUCACAUGCCAAAAAAAAAACCCGCAGCCAAGGAGCCCCAUGCUCCCCAUCCCCUGCCCUGCCUGGGCAAAGCCGUGGCCCUGCAGGCACUACUGGACUCUUUCUCUACGGCAACAGCUCCUGUGGCCCCGCAGAGCCACGCCAGGGUUUUUUAUUAUUAUCAGCCAUUUUAAAGACGAGGAAUAAAAGGAUAUUUAAUGAGCUGC
This is a messenger RNA of Myiozetetes cayanensis, 4546 nucleotides long. RefSeq names its product zinc finger DHHC-type palmitoyltransferase 5 (gene ZDHHC5). The record is from RefSeq and is a predicted model, not a curated record. The transcript is spliced from 12 exons. NCBI's taxonomy places the organism in Eukaryota, Metazoa, Chordata, Aves, Passeriformes, Tyrannidae. The coding region runs from base 1240 to 3402 and encodes 720 amino acids. Gene Ontology annotation, biological process: protein palmitoylation. Gene Ontology annotation, molecular function: palmitoyltransferase activity.